CGGGCAGAGGAGGGCUUCACCGAGGAAAUAAGACAGAGCCUUUGGUCAAAGGACAGCUCAGCUGGUCAACACUUCUGUUAGCCGCACUAAACUUGUGCCUUUUUCCUAUUUCCAGAGAGAAUUUUUCACAGGGACUGUGCUUUUGAAGGCUACUUUUUAGCAAGAGCAUUCAAAACCACCUAAGGUUGUGUAAAAACUUAGAACUUUUACACAGAGACAUGGCAAAAAUACAUGUAAGCGUGAUGGCUAUGGGGAUCACACUGCUCCUGUUAGCAGAGACCCAGGCCCAAAAUCCCAAGAAGAAGCUGAUCCCUCCGAAAACCAACAAGGCUCAGUGCUGCGAUGAGGUACGCUCUCUCAAAGUUCAGGUGGCUAAUCUGACCAGUCUCCUCGAGGACCUGAGUCACAAGCAGGAGACAGACUUAAUGAAUGUGGUGAGGCAAAUAAUAGAGCUGGACCAGCAGAACCGGCAGCAAGAAGCCCGGGUCACAGAGGCAGAGAGCAAGUAUUCAGAAAUCAACAACCGUGUGGAGAUCAUGCAGCUACAGACCCUGCAGUCUGCUGCUACUCAGACUUCCUCAGAUGCCAUAUAUGACUGUGCAUCUCUCUUCACCAAGAACUAUAAGAUCUCUGGCGAGUACAAACUGCCCAAAGAUGAGUUUCUGGGUACACCUGAACUCAAUGUUUUCUGUGACAUGGAGACAAAUGGAGGUGGCUGGACUCUGAUUCAAAGGCGAAAGAUUGGCCUGACCUCCUUCAACCGGGACUGGAAGCAGUACAAAAGCGGAUUUGGAUCCAUCCGCGGUGACUUCUGGCUGGGCAAUGACAACAUCUUUCGCCUAACAAGACAGCCCAGUGUGCUCAGGAUUGAGAUGGAGGACUGGGAAGGAAACACACGCUAUGCUGAGUAUGGCUUUUUCACUGUGAGUAAUGAGCUCAACAGCUACAAGCUCUUCCUUGCCAACUACAGUGGGAAUGCUGGAGACUCCUUGCGCUACCACAACAACACCAACUUCAGCACCAUGAACAAGGACAAUGACAAAUGUGUGGAUGACUGUGCUGCCCUGCGCAAAGGUGGUUACUGGUACAACUGCUGCACUGACUCCAAUCUGAAUGGCGUUUUUUACCGCUACGGAGAGCACACAAAGAACACAGAUGGGAUCACUUGGUACGGCUGGCACGGGCCCAACUACUCCCUCAAGAAAGUGGAGAUGAAGGUCCGGCCAGUGGGUUUUCAACCAUAAGUGCUUCAGCUGUAUGUUCUGGAUCAAGAUCUUAAGCAUCAACACAGAGAGAUCUCACUAUUACCUGUUCAACCAAAUGGUGGCUUUCCCUUACCUGUGAAAGGAUAGAAAUAGUUUGUGAUGGUCUGGUUAAACUUAAGUCAGAUGAAUGUGUAAUGUUUCUGCCGUGUUUGAUUGUAAAUUGUAGUUCCUUUUGUGUAUUUAUCAGUAAAAUAUUUUAUUUUUUAAAAGCUUUAAUAGAUGCUCUUUUACCACUGUCCCAUAUGGGUAACUGGAUAUCGAUUCUUUCUCUUUUUUCCUGAAUGCAACAGGAUUUUUCUUAGUUAACAGAAGCCGUUUAGGGUAGCAGCUAGAAUCAGUCCGGACUGGUCUGGUUGAGCUGCAAAUCAUUUUAGACUGGUAACAACUAAGGAAAAAGGACUGUGGUGAGAUGCUGGGAUGGGACCAACCAAAGUUAUUUUCUAUAAAUUACACUUUAUUUUGUAAACCUUUAAUCACUCAUGUUGGAAAUGUGUACUUUGUAAAAUGUGUACAGCUCUGUGAUUAUGUUGUAUUACAUGAUAGAAAAUAAAAAUAUUUUUAAAAGAAA
Mugil cephalus (flathead mullet) is the source of this 1833-nucleotide messenger RNA. RefSeq names its product angiopoietin-like 7 (gene angptl7). The record is from RefSeq and is a predicted model, not a curated record. The coding region runs from base 219 to 1244 and encodes 341 amino acids. NCBI's taxonomy places the organism in Eukaryota, Metazoa, Chordata, Actinopteri, Mugiliformes, Mugilidae. The transcript has 5 exons.